AUGCGCCAGUUCAUCUUUUUUCUUGCUUUAUUCGGGGCCCUCGUUGGCGAAAUAUUCGCCCAACAGGAAGUCGUCUUCGACUGUUCCCAGAUGCCCUCCGUCUGCACAAACAUGUGUUGGGGCAUCUACUGCGCCUUCGGCAACCACAACUCCGAAGCCCUCCUCACCUACGACGCCCCAGAUGAAGAGACCGCUAGGCAGCGCCGUAUAAGCGCUGGUUGCAACCCCAGCGGAAACCGCUGCGGAGGAGGUCCGCCUGACGCAAACAGCUGCGACGAGUACCCGUUCGCGACGACGCGGGAGGCUGAUCAGGUUGCGCAGGUUAAUAGAUGUGUUCCGCAGACUGAGAAUUCACAUCAAGGUCAACGCCUCCAAGAGCUCUACAGCCGCCUCAACGCCCCCGAGCAAUUCAUAAUCGGACUCACGCACACCGACGCAGCCGGAGUGCAGUUCUGCAACUACAAUGACGCCUGCGAGAACGACGGAAUGAUCUACCAAGAGGACGACGUUGCGCCGAAUCCCCCGAAUAAUGCUGCUGUCAGGUUGAAGUACCGGUACUUGCUAGAGAGUGGGGUGGAGUAUAUCUCGCACGUUGACUCACCGGCUGGGAAGAUGGUUAAGCGACUUGUUGCUGUUGAAGGCAAUGAGACUGAGGCUACUGAUGGCGAGGAAGAUCCAGAUGGGUGGGUGUGGGUUGAGGAUUAUAUCUACCGCCGACUUGCACAAGACGGGGAUGAGGAGGAUCCUGACUGGGUACCUGACUAUAUCUAUCGUCAAGAUGCACAGGAUGAGACGAAGGCUGAUACCGGGAAGGACGGAGAGGAUCCGGACUGGGUGGUAGAUUAUAUCUACCGGCGACAGGAGAAUGAGACUGAGACUGAGGCUCUUGAUGGGGAGGGAGAAGAGGAGGGUCCAGAUUGGGUGGCUGAUUAUAUCUACCGUCGGCGUGCGCAGGUUAAGGAGAGUGAUGACGAUACUGUUCAUGAGAAAGAUCAGGAUUGGGUUCCGGAUUAUAUCUAUCGGCGUGAUGCGAAGGCCGAGCAGAGUGAGGCUCCAACUGGGACUGAUGAUAGUGAUGAGGAUCCGUCAAAGUGGCAGUGGGUUGAACAAUACAUUUAUCGGCGGGAUGCGCAGGAAGAGGAGGAUGAGACUGGGGUUGUUGAUGGAGAAGGGAAAGGGGAAGAUCCAGAUUGGGUGGUUGAUUAUAUCUACCGGCGACAUGCACAAAAGGAUGAGACAAGGACUAACCUUGGGCCUGUUAGUGGAGAGGAAGGGCUGAAAGAGGAAGAGGAUUCAGAUUGGGUGGUAGAUUAUAUCUAUCGACGGCAGGCUGGGGAUGGGACGGAGACCGUUGAUGGGGAAGGGGAAGGGGAAGGAGAGGAUCCAGACUGGAUAGUGGACUAUAUCUAUCGGCGACAGGGUGAAGGUGAUGAGAAAAGACCAGUUGAUGAGAAGGGGCAGGGGGAGGAGUCUGACUGGGUAGUCGAUUAUAUCUAUCGGCGAGAUUGA
Molecule: messenger RNA, 1509 nt
Organism: Aspergillus chevalieri
Lineage: Eukaryota; Fungi; Ascomycota; Eurotiomycetes; Eurotiales; Aspergillaceae
Exons: 3
Coding region: 1-1509 (502 amino acids)
Source: RefSeq, a predicted model, not a curated record